Solea senegalensis (Senegalese sole) is the source of this 3668-nucleotide messenger RNA. RefSeq names its product caldesmon 1a (gene cald1a). Gene Ontology annotation, molecular function: actin binding; myosin binding; calmodulin binding. Gene Ontology annotation, biological process: muscle contraction; angiogenesis; actin filament bundle assembly. The record is from RefSeq and is a predicted model, not a curated record. The transcript is spliced from 16 exons. Gene Ontology annotation, cellular component: actin cytoskeleton. Bases 181 to 1947 code for a protein of 588 amino acids. Lineage: Eukaryota; Metazoa; Chordata; Actinopteri; Pleuronectiformes; Soleidae.
GGGAGGGCAAGGAACAAGCAUUUGCCUUUUUUGUCAGCUGAGUCUGGACUGUGGAAGACUAUUACACGAGGUUGUUGUAUUGUGUUUGUGUGCUUGGAGGGGGCACUGUAAAAAAAAAACAAACCUGGAAUGGUAUGAAGGAGCAGGACAUUGUUUGAAGGAUAAUUCAAGGGCACAAUCAUGGAGGAAAUGGACUUUGAGCGGCGCCGGGAGCUGAGAAGGCAGAAGCGGGAGGAGAUGCGCCUGGAGGCUGAAAGGAUGGCAAGAAAUGACGAUGACGAAGAAGAGGCGGCCCGCGAGAGGAGGCGCAGGGCGCGCCAGGAGAGGAUGAGGACCAGGGAGAGCGAGGAGCCCAGUGGACAGCCAGACAGUCUGGUCGUGACUAACAGCCACAGCGUGACAGAGACAGUGUCUGUGACUAGCACUUACGGAGGCGGUGGAGACGACGAGGACCAAGCCCUCCUGGACCGCAUGGCCAAACGCGAGGAGAGACGGCAGAGGCGCAUGCAAGAGGCGCUGGAGAGACAGAAGCAGCUGGACCCGACUGUGACAGAGGACAUCAGCAGUGUCAGCAUGGAGAAAAACAACCAGGAGGAGGAGAGGCCAUCCUGGCGCAGGGGGCGCUUCCGCGAUAAUGAAGACGAAGAAGAAGAAGACAAGACAUCCACAUACAGCUCUAGGAGGGAGGAGAUGCAGCGAGAGGAGCAGAGAGAGGAAGAGGUGGCUGCUCCUGAGGCUGAAGAGGAAGUGGAGGAGUGUGAAGAUGAAGUGCAGGAAGUGGAAGUGGUAGAGGACGAACUUAGAAGGUCUUACAUGAGGGAACAGGUGUCCACAGAAGAACCCACAACCCAUAACACGGAGCUUGUUGAAGAAAAAAUGCCGUCUGUAGUCAGUGAGUGUUCAAAUCAGACCACGCCAGGAAAGUCUGAGGCUGAGGAGGAUGCAGUAGGAUCAGGCAUGGCUGAAGAGGUGGACGAGGACAGGGAGGAGCAGAGGAAGCAGAACGGAGGACUGCAUGAUGAAGAGGCUCCCAAACAACACAGGAAACCUGAGAGGACUCUCAGUCGGGGAAGUGUGCACUCCCCCGAGGUGUCUGUGGCCGACGACCAGGACGACGACGCCCGCCUGGAAGCAGAGCGCAAGCUGGAGGAGCUGAAGCGCCGCCGCGACGAUGCCGAGAGUGAGGAGUUUGAGAGGAUGAGACUGAAGCAGCACGAGGCCGAGGCUGAGCUGGAGGAGCUGAAGAAGAAGAGGGAGGAGAGGAGGAAGGUACUGGAGGAGGAGGAGAGGCAGAAGAAGCUGGAGGAGGAGGAGAGGAAAGCCAAAGAGGAGGAGGAGAAGAGGAAGAUGAAGGAGGAGAUUGAAAGGAGGAGAGCAGAGGCUGCCGAGAAGAGACAGAAGGUGGAGGACACUAUGGAUGGAGAUGAGAAACCCUUCAAGUGUGUCAGCCCCCGCGGCUCCUCUCUUAAGAUUGGAGAGAGAGCAGAGUUCCUGAACAAGUCGGCGCAGAAAAGCGCAGCGAAGGCGUCUUUCUCUCCUGUGGUGUCCAAGAUAGACAACAGGCUGGAGCAGUACACCUCCGCUGCUCAGAGAGAGAACAAGGAGUCUCGAUCCCCUCGCUCUGGAGCAGUGGAUCUGCCCAUGGCCACCGACAGCAUACGGAACAUCAAGAGCAUGUGGGAGAAAGGCAACGUGUUCGGCUCGCCUGGAGGUGGCGGGAACACAUUCAAGGAAGCAGCUGUGAUGAAGACGGGCGUGGCAGGCCGCAUCAAUGACUGGCUGAAUAAAACCCCAGAGAGCGGCAAAACGCCAGGCGGAAGGCCAGCGGACCUUAAACCUGUCGACGUCACCAACAAGAGGAGUCUAUGGGAAAACAAAGGAGCUUCUCCAACCAAGGUGGCAGGCAGAGGGGAGACCAAAUCAGUCGCCAACGGGAUGGGACACUAAUGUCUUGAAGAAGCCACUUAAGCUGGGGACCACGACAAUCCAAGACACUUCCUUUGACUUUGUCUUAAGAACCAAAUAUAUCGACCACACUCUCAAGAGGGACCCCAAGAAAACAGAAGGACAGGAGAGACGCUGUCUGAGCACUGUACUGAAACAAGAUCAUAUUUUCUUUUUGUACGGUUGCCACGUAUAGUGCCUUUGCACAAUGAUAUUUUUUUUGCUUUCUAAAAGAAACAAAAUGCUGUGAAAUUUGGACAUUGUAAUAACUGUUACUAAUUACUUUAUACAAUCCUGCCAGGAAGAAGGAAAACUAAUUAAAUUUAGAUUUAUCAGUUGUACUCCAUGCCAACAGUUUUGGUAGAAACAGCGUGGAUGAGUAAAAAAAAAAAAGAAAAAAGUUUCCACAUUCCAAAGAGAUGGGUGAAAUCAGUUCUCUCCCCCUCAUACAGAUCAUUUUCCAUCUCUUGUCUCUCUUUUUUUUUAAUUUAUAUUUAAAGCAAAAGCUUCACACAUUGCUAUUUUAUUCAUCGUUCACCAGUUCAGGAUAGAAAUAUUAGCACUUAUAGAAUUUAGCUGAUUUCACGUUUUAUUUUGUCCUACCAAUAGUGCAGCAAUGGUCUGAGUAAUAUAUGUUAGCACACGUGAUGUUUUGAAUAUGACCUAUCAUACUGUAUCGUAUAUAACAUCUCUAUACUCAAAACAAAAGGUAUUUUUGCUUCUUCUUUUUUGUUUUUAUAUCCACAAACUAUUCACCAACUGGCAUUUCAUUCCAGAUGUGAACCAGCGUGUUGAAUAUCCAGAAGGCCAUUGUGACUUUAUUAUCCUUUAUGUCAUUUUAUUUAUGUUUUUAAUAUGUUUUUCUAUUCCAAGCUGGGUUUUUUUUUGUAGCUUUUGUACCUGUUUGAUCACUUUAAAAUCUUCAGACAUUCCUCUUUUGAAAAGCAGGUGCACUCGGUGCCUUCACUGCUUCAGUUGUAGGUUUUUUAAUGUGGGAAAUCAGCAAACCACCUUUUUUUGUUUUUUAUAUCCAGUUUUUCCUCUUUCCGCCUCUAUGCACACUCUAAUGCUCGGCAAAUAGUUUCUAAUAAAGGGCAUGCAAAGUAAAAUCGGGUUGCCUUAAGCAAAUAUAGCAAGAUACUAGUACAGUUCAAGGAUAUUUACCACUAUGUAACGUCUGGCCUUAUGAUUGCACCGUUUAUGACAGCUGAGGUAAAAACUAUAUAAAAGCCUCAAAGCAAAAGUAUGAUAUAAAGUCUGAUUUAUUUCUUCUUCUUUUCUCCACUUACAUGGUCUUAAGUAGCACAUUCCCCCUUUUUCGCUUGUUUUAUGCGCGGCACAAGCUUUGACAAGCAUGUGAAUGGUUUGCUGGGGCAUUAAAUUGAUCCAUGUCACUGCUCAAAAGUCUGACAAUCACAUUCCAUGGCUCCUGAAAAGAGCAGGGGAGCUCGACCAAAAUAUGAUACACCGUGAUGUAAUGUGACAUUUAUGAUGUUUUUAAUACAAUGGUUUCAUAAUGCCUUGUUUUUUUUUUUUACUCUUUUUAUUUUACAUGUUUAACCAGACACUUGUUGUUUGUGUAGUGCUAAGCCUAUACAAAAACACACUCUGUAUUCUCUCUGAACACUCCCAAUGUCAUACAAGUGGGCAGUUUCCAACUGGAUGGAUGUUUUAAACAUUGUACCUUUUUACAACAACAGCAAUAAAGACAUUGAGGUAUUCCA